Messenger RNA from Aspergillus calidoustus, 2319 nucleotides. The record is from the annotation of a GenBank genome assembly. Lineage: Eukaryota; Fungi; Ascomycota; Eurotiomycetes; Eurotiales; Aspergillaceae.
CAAAUUCCCGCGAUGUGAUAGGGUUGUUUCCCGAAGAGAUAAACAUGGUUAGCCGAGCUGCUGCACGCUCAUUGGAGACAUUGCCGAUCAUCUCCACUUUCUCUGGGCGGUUGACUCCAACUGUAUCUAUCGCCACUCAGCGCUUCCUGAUUUCGAGUCCCGUUCGCUGUCCAGCCCCUGGUCGGCAGAGAGAUAUCGGCAGAUACGAGUGAGGGGAGAAGGGCGAUUAAUCGCUGCAGCGGGGAUGGGGUGGCGCGUGGACCCGCUCUACGCAGAUAUGACUGCCAGAGAGCAGCUGAUACGGCGAUCAGACAGCGGGAAACACAGUGAACGAUAGCGGAAAUUGGCGGAAUGCUGGGAGGGCUUGACUCCCCGCAGCCAAGCAUGGCUGAGACCGAUAGUUGUCCUCGCUUGACUAUCGGCAGGCACGCGAAUAAGAAUCAGGGGAUAACUGACGGGCAGUUCAUAUCGCUGCGACUUGCCGCGAGGGGGAGAUAACUGAUGGAGAUAAGUACCGAGUAGCAUCCACGGUACGUCACGGACAACACUAAAGCCAAAGCGGGUGUUAUCUUUUAGAGUUUUCCCCCGGGUUUUAAAUCUUCUUGUUGCCGCCAGCUCGACGCCGACUUCACUCUGGCGGAGAGACUCCAUCACACCAGAUUUCAUUAUGGAGAAACAAUACACCAACACGCCCGGCGAUGAGCCGAAACUCGACACUGUGGCGAAAAUGUCCCGCGACGAUGACCUGGGCCAGGUCCUGGACUUUGAAGUCACACCGGGCGAUGAGAAGAAAGUACUACGGAAGCUGGAUAUUGUGUAUGUCGUCUCCGUCUCGCAUCUGCCUUUUGCUAAUUUUCGAACAGCCUGAUCCCCCUCAUGGGCGUCUGCUACAUGAUGCAGUAUAUGGAUAAGUUGGCCCUGAGUCAAGCGACGCUGUUCGGCCUCCGAGCAGACCUCAACCUCGUCGGCGACCAAUAUUCGUGGGCCUCUGCCAUCUUCUACUUUGGCUACUUCGCGUGGAGCUGGCCAAGCUCGUACUUGAUGGUCCGAUUCCCUCUCGCCAAGUAUAUCAGUGUUUCUAUGUAUGUGAACCCCCAGCACCCCGAGCGAUGGCUAAUGGGUGACAGUAUCGUAUGGGGAGGUGCCCUGAUGUGCCAUGCGGCCUGCCACAACUACGGGGGUAUCAUCACCGCCCGCUUCUUCCUCGGUGUCGGGGAAGCCAGCGUCGCCCCUGGGUUUGCGCUCAUCGUUAGUAUGUUUUAUAAGCGGGAGGAACAGCCAUCGAGACAAGCCGCGUGGUGGUUCGGCAACUGCAUCGCCAACCUCAUCGGAGGUGUCGUCGCAUACGGUAUCGGAAACAUCGGAGUCAGCACGAUCAACAGCUGGCAGCUGCUAUUCCUCUUCCUGGGUGCCAUCACCUGUGCCUUGGGCUUCGUCACUUUGAUCCUCCUCCCCGACCGCACUGAAAAUACCAUCUUCCUCAAAAAGACCGAACGCAAAAUCGCCCACCAGCGCAUUAUGAAGAGCAAAGCCGGCUCGAACCAGACUGGCGUGUUUGUGUGGAACCAGGCGUGGCUUGCCUUGCGAGAUCCCCAGACCUGGUGUCUCUUCUUGUAUACAUUCACCGUGAACCUGUGCAACGGUGGUCUGACCAGUUUCAACGCAAUCAUCAUCCAAGGCUUCGGCUUCUCCGCCCUCCGCUCCCUCCUCAUGCAAAUGCCCAUGGGCGCCGCACAGAUCAUCUUCCUCCUCAUCACCGUCAGCGUCGCGACCUUCGUCCCCAAGACCCGAAUCCUCAUGAUGAUCUUCAACACGUCCGUGUCCAUGAUCGGCAUGAUCCUCGUCUGGCAGCUCGACGAGAAUAACCAGAAGGGCCGUCUCACGGGGCUUUCACUCGCCGCUGUCUUCGCCUGCAAUAUCCCGCUUGCGCUGAGUCUUAUUGCGUCGAAUGUCGCGGGGUUCACAAAGAGGAGUGUCACGAGUGCUCUAAUUUUUGUUGCGUACUGUGUUGGGAAUAUUGUUGGGCCGCAGAUGUUCCUCGAGAGUGAGGAGCCGCAGUAUGAUACCGGAAUGGCCGCCUCCGUCGCGGGCCUAGCCCUGGGCAUCUUCUUCCUCACAUGCCUACUGGUAUACUACAUCUGGGAGAAUAAACGACGAGACGCCAAGUACGGGACGCCCGUGGAGUCGAGCGAUGCGCAGGCGAUUGCCGAGGGCAUGUCGGAUAAGACGGAUCUGGAGAUUGAGAGUUUCCGGUAUAUGUUGUAGAUGCAUAUAUACCUACAUACUACAUACUAUAAUGAUCUGAGUUGAUACGCCUGU